This is a messenger RNA of Oxyura jamaicensis (ruddy duck), 2594 nucleotides long. RefSeq names its product centrosomal protein 57 (gene CEP57). The record is from RefSeq and is a predicted model, not a curated record. Bases 30 to 1592 code for a protein of 520 amino acids. Lineage: Eukaryota; Metazoa; Chordata; Aves; Anseriformes; Anatidae. Gene Ontology annotation, cellular component: centrosome. The transcript is spliced from 11 exons. Gene Ontology annotation, molecular function: identical protein binding; microtubule binding; gamma-tubulin binding.
UCAACCCGCGCCCCGCUCAUGGCCGCCGCAUGGCCGCGGCGGCCUUAAAGGGACAGGCCCUGGGGGGAGGGGGGCCGCCCGCGCACAAAAUGGCGGCGGCGGCGGGCGGGCGGCGGCAGCAGCGCACGGGAGAUCUACACAAAGCUCCUAGGUCUACAUCAGCCGCAGAUGGACUCUCUGCAACUUCGUAUAUAGAUUACCCAAAGUACAAGCCAUUCAUCAACUCAGAUCUGCUGCGCUCCCCACAGAAGCCAGUAAUUCCAUAUCCUGAGAGUAACAGCAGAGCAAUAUUUUCUGCUCUGAAGAAUCUCCAGGAAAAAAUUCGUCGGCUGGAGUUGGAGCGGCUUCAGGCAGAAGAGAAUGUCAAACACCUCAGCAGAGAAACAGCAGACUACAAGAAAGUACUGAGCGAGCAAAUGCAGCACAGGGAGCAGGACAGAACUGAGGUGUCAAAGAAAAAUCAAGAGCUGGCUUCUCAGCUGGCAGCUGCUGAGUCUCGGUGCAGCCUCUUAGAGAAACAGCUGGACUACAUGAGAAAAAUGAUCCAGCACGCUGAAAAUGAGAAGUCACAUCUCUUGGAGAAACAGGGCUCAUUGGAGAGAGACCGGCUCAAUCAAUCCCAAGUCCAGUCUAAAUUGGAAAAGCUGGAUAUGCUGGAAAAAGAGUACACCAGGCUUACUACCAUGCAGUCCAUAGCAGAGAAAAAAAUGAAAGAGCUGGAACAGAAGCUUCAGGAGGAAGAACAUGCAAGGAAGCUUGUUCAGGAAAAAGCAGCUGAGCUUCAGACAGGCCUGGAAACCAACAGACUGUUGAUUCAAGCAGCAUCACCAUUGCUUUCUCCAAAAGCAAGAAAACCCAAGAAAAAAACUAAGCAGCCAGAGAAGAAAUGCUCUCUCACAGGCCAUCUCACUACGCAGCCCCAUUACAGACUGUGUCUGGGCGAUGUACCCUUUGUAGCUGGGAAGUCUACUAGUCCCAGCCAUUCAGUUGGCGCCAACGUGCAACACGUCCUGCACCUGAUGAAACAGCACACCAAAGCUUUGUGUAACAACCGUGUGGUCAACGAUACCCCGCUAGCAAAAUCCAUCAGUACUGGUCAUCCUGCCAGCAAGAGCAGAAAGUCAUCACUGCCAAAGGACUCUUCCUCAUCCCACGAAGAACUCUCAGAAGUUCUGCUGACUUUACAGGAUGAAUUCGGGCAGAUGAGUUUUGACCACCAGCAGCUGUCAAAGCUUGUCCAGGAAGCUCCAACCGUUGCAGUGAGGGAAGAUCUGGAGAGGGAACUUGAGACACUGGUGGGAAAGAUGGAGGCCAAGGCAGACCAGAUCAGCAAGGUCCGGAGGCAUCGGCUGCAGCUAGAGAGACUGAAGAGAGAAUACAAGUCCAAAAAGACUCCUGCUAAACAAAUAAAAGACAGCAGGCGCCCCGUCAGUGAGGUUAAAGUAACAACUACAGUAACCACGAAAGGGAAGGAUGCUGGUCCCAUCAAAGUGAAACCUGGGGAGAAGAGUCGGAAAAAUCUUCAGUUGUUGAGAGACAUGCAGAGCAUACAAACCUCGCUACAGAAAGACGAUAUCAGCUGGGACUACUGACUGGCCUACGGGAGAUGUUCCUGAAACCACCCCAGUCAAGCUUGCUCACAUUCUGGAUAUAAAGCAGCUGCCUUUCUCUCUGUGUGAAAGAGACUACUGUAUGCUAAGUGCACUUUGGAAAUAAGGGUCCUUAAUUCUCCCACCUGUGGGUUUGGUUGUAUAUACUGUGGCCUAGUUCAAAGUGCAUUCUAUUUCUAAGGUAUCCAAGCACAGGUCUCCCCCUGCCAGUCCCUCUCGUGUUAGGAUUCCAGCAGUCCUUCCCUUUUUUCUUUCAGCGCACCAAACAACGCGGUGUUUAUGUGGGUUGGCUCGUGUGAAAUGCCAGUGUGAUUUCACACUGCUGUUGAACUCCUUUGUGUUGGGAGGCUUCUCAAGAUGCAUCCAUUUGAAAAGUGCCAUGUCCCUAAGUCUUGAGGGCUUCUGUCAGUUCUGAUCUGUGUGCAGCUGCAGUUACUGCAGUGUUUUAGUGUAAAAGGGAGAACAGGUAAACUCCUUUUUUAAAGUGUUUUUAGUUCUCAAAAAGCUUUCCUAGUUCUGCACAUUCCAUUAGUCAGCAUUAAUGGCAGUGGAUGUUUGUGUACUCAAAAGGAGCAAAGUGACUUCCAAAUUAUUUUGCUUAAUGAUUGUGUUUAAGUCUGAAGAGUAAACUUUUCUUCAGAACUUGUACUUUACGAAAAGGCUAUAGGAAAUGUGGAUAACAUCCCUUCUUCUAGUCCAUGGCUUUGGGCAGUGAAGGAGUGAGAUAAACCACAAGUUUUAAAUUGCAAGUGCCUCAAUCAUGCCAUUCAGUCCUGGCAUCUUGCUUUUAACUUGAAAUACGUGCUUUAAUGAGCUAUCGAUCUUGGUAGUGGUGCAACUCGUUUUGUACUGACUUGCACAGCUGAGUGAAUGUUAUUUAUUAUGUUAAUAAUGUAAAGAAUUUCCUAUUAAUGGAAUGUAUAGAAGACCCAGAUUAUCUGUUUAUACAGUCGAAAAACAAUAAAGCCAGCUUGCCUGUUGAAU